Molecule: messenger RNA, 6061 nt
Organism: Varanus komodoensis (Komodo dragon)
Lineage: Eukaryota; Metazoa; Chordata; Lepidosauria; Squamata; Varanidae
Gene: GID4
Product: GID complex subunit 4 homolog
Exons: 5
Coding region: 1568-2023 (151 amino acids)
Biological process (GO): protein catabolic process in the vacuole; proteasome-mediated ubiquitin-dependent protein catabolic process; protein targeting to vacuole
Cellular component (GO): GID complex; extrinsic component of membrane
Source: RefSeq, a predicted model, not a curated record
UUGGAUCCAGGCCUGCCUCGCAUUUGCCACAGAAACUUCAGUAAUGUGACUUUGGACAGUUCUUGGAGCCUAAGAACAGACAAAUCAUGCCACAGCUAUAAGGUCAGGAGCCACGAAUAGCAACCGCUGGUCAUUGUCUUUCAUUGCUUUCUGUGCUAUAUUUGUCAGUGGUAUGAUGAGGAUGAUUUUUGUGAGGCUGUUGUGGGUUCUUUCUUCAGGGAGGGUUCAAUCCCAGCAUCUUAAGGUCAGGCAGGAAAACCUCUUGCCUGAACUUUGGCAAGUCGUUUGUGGCAAGUCCGCAUCAAGAACGCUAGACGGAUCCAACUCCCGAAGCGUUCUGCUUCUUUUGUGGCUUAGGUGCCAACCUCUGCACCAUCACCUGCUUGACAGAAUGAUCAGAGCUCACCUCCUUCAGCUAGAACUGGAGCUGUUUGCUGAAGGCAUUUGCGGGAGUGGGGGAAGUGGCUUGAUGACAGGCCCAUAGGUCAUGACCUACUUGGUUGUCUGAGACAGGUAGGGGUUACUUCCAGGUGGCCAGAUGAGGACACUGUUGAACCGAAGGAGGGAGCGUUGAGCUUUUUCUUUUCCCAAGCUAUCAUUGCUUGUAUGCUUGGAUAAAUAGGCUAGUGAAAAUUAGUACAAACUGGUAAGCCUGGUGGACUUACUUGCAAGAGCUCCAUUGUAACUAGAGAAUGGAGAGGCUUUUCAGACGUUUGUGGGAGCGUUUCUGCUCAGGAAGAGGGCUUCACAUAAGCGGCUGAGUGUGAUAGAACAGAAGAGACAAAGAUGCAAAAGUGGAUUUAUUUAGAGGCAGACAUAUAGAAAGUUAACACAAGCAUGCUUGAAAUGCUCCCAGCUUUACUAGGGCAGGUGCCUAAACAGACUGGAACCCAGACCUGUUGUUACCUAGAAACAAGCAAUACUUUUUUUGGCUUUUCUUUUCAAGACUGCCUCACCUGAGAAGUUUGCCUGUUUUCUGAACAGAGAAUCAGAACGGCACCCAGCGUCUUGGCACACCAUGCAGGGGAGGUCUGUGGCUGGCUUGAGAAAUGCAUGGCUACCGAUCAGCCAGGGGAAGCUGAAGAGAGUCUUGACGCAGGCCCAGUGCCUUGAUCUCGAGCAGUGUGAGAGCCGUCGCGGGGACUGAGGAAGCGCUGCCGCCUCCCUGCACCCCACUUGCCCGCUUCCAGCAGUCUGACUGGCUAUGUGGCCUCGCAUGAUGCAGGCCGAAGUGGGCUUUGAUGUUGCUCUGCAGGUGCCAGAUUCUAAUCUGCGCGCAAAUGGACUGAUGAAUAGUAGAUAUAAUGUUCUAAUUGUGUUAUUUACAGAUGUAUGACUAUGUGGCUAUAUUUAACAUACGGUUAUAAUAAAGUAUUUAUUUUGUAAAGGUCUCACUCCACAAUAUCCCGAUAUCUUUCUCAUUCCUAUUUGCUCCUCACAUUAUAGCUCUGGAUGUUCCUAGAUUGCCAUUUAGUAGUUGGGGUUUAGUUUGCUGAUGUUCCUCGUUUUUCUUGCUCUGGGCACAGAGUCAUAGGAGGCUUUUCACUUUGUCUUCCAGCAUGUAGACAUGGAAAACUCCUAUCUCUGCGGAUAUUUGAAGAUUAAAGGCCUUACGGAGGAGUAUCCGACACUUACAACUUUCUUUGAAGGGGAGAUAAUCAGUAAAAAGCAUCCAUUUUUAACUCGGAAGUGGGAUGCAGAUGAAGAUGUAGAUCGUAAACAUUGGGGGAAGUUCCCAGCCUUUUACCAGUACGCAAAAACAUUUAACUCUGAUGACUUUGAUUAUGAGGAUUUGAAGAAAGAUGACUUCGUCUUCAUGAGGUGGAAGGAACAAUUCCUGGUCCCAGAUCACACCAUCAAAGACAUCAGCGGCGCUUCCUUUGCUGGUUUUUAUUACAUAUGCUUCCAGAAAUCUGCAGCAUCUAUAGAGGGCUAUUACUAUCACAGGAGCUCAGAAUGGUAUCAAUCCCUGAAUUUGACGCACGUUCCCGAGUACAGCGCCCCCAUCUACGAAUUCCGGUGACAGCAACACCAAGAGCGGCACCAAGAGAUGGCCAGUGGGGCCGGGGAGAGCGCAGGCGUGCGAGAGGGGGCAUGCUCUGUUAGGACAACUGUGGUGGCCCUGCCGGGACGGGGGACCGCAGGCUCUUCUCCCGCCAGUGUUGGGCUGGUGCGCGAGCAGGAAUGAGACCCCACGGGGCUGCCGUGGCCUGAUCCUCCUUCCAGCUGUGUGGCAAACUGAUCCUUUAAUCUGGUUUUAAAGCUACUGUUCAAUGCACUUUUCUUGCACAGCUAGUCUCUUUAUCACUGACAGUCCUCUCCUCUGCCCUUCCGGGGGAGGAAAUGGCUGCGCCUAGAUGGAUUCUCUCCUACUAGAAGAAAACAUAAGCUCCUCCCUGCUUAUGUCUCCCCUGCCCCUUGCUCUAGCCAUGGGCUGUAUUUCAGAGCAGUCAUCCAGAGGUGCUCCUUCCUGCGGAGCCCGAGCAGCGCUUGAGGCUUCUGUGUGCCCAGCUCACAGCUGCAGCAUCCACUGAGGAGGCCGUGGGCCAAGCGGAAAGGGCCUAGCCACGCGUCGCUUCCUGUCGGCUAGUGAUGCUGCAUCUUUCAGGAAUGUUAGCCAGUCACGGAGACAUGGGCCGUUGUCUCGAUCACAUCGGAGAGAAAUAACGCAGUCUGUAGGAGUGGGAAACAUAAUCAUGCUUAUGCAAAGCUGUUGAUCUUACAAAGAAACUGUAAGGACUUUAAAGGAUAAAAAAGGUAAAUUUUAAGGCCCACUUUCCCUACUACCCCUCGGACUGUAUAGCACAUGCAUAAAGGGUUCCUCCUCACAUUUUCCCAUGGCUGCUGUUUCCCUGUGGCGAGAGCAGUGGAAGUCAGUGUUGGCUGAUGGUGGCGAUCUCUCUGUGUAACCAUCAAGCAGUGCUGACAGGCACCCAUCCCAGAGCAAGGCUGACCGGGGGCACGACAGCCAAGCUCCGGCACUUGCUCCAGCUCCCCGUGCGGCAGAAACCUUUGAUGUUUGCUAUGAAUUUCGCAGACAAAAAAGCCUCCAUAAAAAUAAACAACUCUCCUUGGACUUGGAAAUGUUCAGAAACUUAUGGCUUGCGUGCCAAACUUUUGUGUGUGGAGUUGUGUGUGUGUAUGUGUGUGCUAGUCCAGAUGCUGUUUAACCUGGCACUCCUCUGCGGAGGGUACUUUGGAGUUGUCUUGAUUAUAUUGUUUGCUGGCACGGGGCGGGAGGAGUGGCAACUACCCCGCUACUCGGUUUUGUGGGGUGGGGGGCAGAACUUGCGAUCAUGCAAGGUCCACGUCCUGCAGGAAAAUGAUCUGCCCUUGCAAAGCCGUCUGCCUGUCCCCUCAGGUGCCUACAAUUUACAGGGUAGCUGAAAACAAGUCUGGCAAGGGGGCUUGCUCAGAACGAACUGGUAUUUUAUCCAGGCGAGAGGCCAAAGAUGUGGGUGCAUUGUGGGUGCUUCGAGUCCACUCCUCAAAUAUUGUGACACUGUUGUCAUUCACAAUGAGUGGGACUGCAGAAAGUAGACAUGGUACUUGGGACGGCGGGCGAGUUUCUUCUCUGUACAUCCGGGGCUCUGUCUGCAAGACGGUCUUGGAAGGAGUACAGAAGAACAUGCAGGGUGUGGAAUCGGUGUGGAAUUAAGUCCUGACUGGUUUGAGAGCAGGUUUCUAGCCCCCAUAGCUUGAAUGAUAGGCAUCUAGGUGUAGAUACUUGGGAAGGCAGUAUGUAGUUGAAACGUAACACAGGUUUGGCGGUCACCCGGGGGCGUAGCAGGACUCCAUUGCUCUCCUCCAGUGGCCAGGGAAGCCAGACUGGGUUAUGGUAGGAAAACCGUGUGGUACACAGUCGCUUGGUUGACAACCAUCAUGUGGAUCAUGGCAGCCUUCUUUCCAUGGCGUAGGAUUUGUAUUGCCAAGGUGCGGAACUGUAAUAUUUCCAGAGCACAGCAUGCGUGGUGCUGUCUGUAUCUUUCAGAAGAAGGUCACCGACUGUUUUCAGAACGCUCUCCAAAGUGAGGGGAGGAAAAGCAAAACCCCUCAUGAUUAGUGUUGAAUUUUUCAAUUAAUUCAGACUUGCUGCUUGCUUGCUUGCUUGCUUGCUUUCUAACCAUGUACUGUACGUUGCAGUGGCUGAAUCGCAGACUGAAGCCUCAACAGAAGUGUGUGACUCUCGGCUGGCACGUAUAUAUUUCAGGUCCCACGUUCCCAUUAACGUCACAAAACACUCCAGGCCAAUGCCGCCUCUUCCCCGUCCCCCACCACACUGCACGGAAGCACGGCAGAAACAUCCCAGUGGAUUUGAGUGGAAGCACUGAAGGUGUGCGUGCAAAGGAGAUGGAUGUGCUUUGCUGGGUCACUGUCUUGAGUUUUGAGGUCAGGUGGAUGUUUCCUUUGCUUCAUUGCAGGGAGCUCUGUGAUGUCCAACCUGACCUUCAUCCUGCUUGGUCGUAUUCUGCUAAUAGGUGUAGGGAAUAAGACCGGGUGCUUCUGUAGUGCAGGGAAAGAAAUGGAGAGCUUGUGGCCCUCUUUGCUACUCUUUCCAUUGUUCUCACACAGUAAUAAAGGUUCUUCAGUACUUUGAGAGUAAGGCCCCAGACUAUUUCCCACGAUAAACUGUAGCUUCUUCCCCUUUGCUUCUCUUUCUACUUUUGAACAAGCCAGUAUCCUUUUGAAAGACUGACAGUUAAUGGUGCCUUUGCUUUCUUUGGCUUAAGGGGACGUAAUAUUAGGGCUCCCCCCACUUCCCAUCCUGAAUUAAAAAGGGAAGCCAGCGAUUCUCCAGUGAUCCCUUCAGGCCAUCGAAAUUGGUCUUGCAUGUAAUCAAAACAGGAAGAGAAGAAGCACAGCCAGUCUGUACUCUUUGGACACCUUUGCUACAGCGUUCAGGAAGAAAUGCUUGGGUGCGAGGGGGAGCGUGCACCGGAGAAUCCCACUGUUUCUGGAAGUCCAAGCAGCUUGCAUACCCCACCCCGAAAGGUCCUGUGUAUGUUAUACCAGAAGUGGCCAAUCCUAGCGCUUUCCUUCUGUCCACUUCAUCGUAAAGGAAGAGGAAGCCAGCCACAGCCCCCUGGGCCAUGCAGUCACAACUUUGGGCCGGAAAACAGCAGAUGGAAUCCCCAGUCCAGGGGGGUCUUCAGGCUGGCACUCCUGCUUUUGGCGGCAACCCUCCAGUUCUUGUCUCAGUGGUCUUAAAGCUGAGGGGAGUUCUCAAAAGCAGUUGGAGAUGAUGGCAGGGAAACGUGAGGGAUGAGGACUCGAACCCAAAAACAGAGAAAGUGCUUGGCAGGGAGCGGGGCAGAGGUCCUUGGAUGUGUUUCAGCUCCAUGCAAUUUUAUUUUCAUUGCCUGAGCAAUGUUUUUAAACCUGGUAUCUUCUAAAUUCUAAAACUGGUCUAAGCGCACCUGCUGUAAUUCAGUCUUCCAAGCAGCUGUUGAAAAUACUAAGCGUCUUUCCAUUUCAUUGUAGCAUGUUUUAUGCAAAUUUGGCAUUGCAUGGAAGGAUCGGUCCUCUAAUUUGGAGAGUUGGGUAACAUAGAACAAAUACAAUAGAAAGCCACUUGGAGGUACCAGGGCCCCAAAAACCUCUCCUAAAAGCCAUGGCUGUGAUAUUUGGAAAAGGGUGCCCUUAUUCUUUGAUAAAAACCUAUUUGUUAAACCUGAUUUGUUAAACGCUUCUGUAUAAGACAUCAUACAGCACUGAAAAGAUGAAAAGGUCAGGAAAAAACAGCCUUUUAAAAAAGAUGCUUCACUGUGUGAAAUAGAGCUUUAAAAUAAUAUUAAUCUUUCUUUCCUGCUCCCCAACAAUAAAUUAUCAGAUGCUGUAACAAAAACCAGGAUUCAUGGCUGCAUGGUGCUCAUAGACAAGAAUGAUGGGGCUUCACAGGCAGAGGUUUCUGAGGUGGGAGCUUCCAAGUCUUACUGAAAAGAUUUUAUAAAAGCUAACUUGAAAAUCAGAGUAUUAAAGAGUAUUUAUAGAUGAUUUCAGAAAAGCGACUGUGAGUUUUUCCAGCGUUAUCGGUGUCCAAAUUAAAAGAACAUGUAUUUAA